Messenger RNA from Entamoeba dispar SAW760, 678 nucleotides. RefSeq lists its product as uncharacterized. The record is from RefSeq and is a predicted model, not a curated record. Bases 1 to 678 code for a protein of 225 amino acids. The transcript has a single exon. Lineage: Eukaryota; Evosea; Mastigamoebida; Endamoebidae.
AUGAUAUUAGAGAUGAUAUCACAAUUAAUAACAUUAAAUACAACAAAUAUGAAUGAAAUUAAUAAUUUAACAUCUCAAUUAAUAUCUUUAUCUUCUCUUGUUAAUGAAACAUUAUAUUCACCACUUUAUUUUAAUGAAGAAACAAUAAUAAAAAUGAAUGGUUUAAAAUCUUAUAUUAAUGAUAAAAUUAAUAAUAUUCCUAAAGGAAUAACAGAAAAUAAUAAAGUUAUUAAUGGUAUUAUUGUAAAACAAUUAAUUAAUUAUGGAAAUGAAGAAGUAAAAUUUGAAUCUGUUGUUCCUUUCACAAAUUUUAAUCAUCAUUUUUAUUAUGAUGAUAAAACUUAUAAUCUCAAACAAAAUAAUUUAUUUAUUUCAUUUGGAAGAAAAUCAAUUGAUUGUUCAGCAAUAAUGAAAUAUUGUUGUAACUCAAAUUCAAGUGAUGAAUAUGUUUAUACAUAUAGUAAUAAAAAUUAUUAUGUAGCAGAAAUAUAUUAUGUAUUUAAUCAAACAAAAUCAAAUGAAUAUGAAAUAAGUUUAUGUCAUAUUAAUUUAGAAGGAAGUUAUAAUAAAAUUAAAACAUUUGAUAAAAUUAAAGUUUCAGAUUUAGUACAAGACAGAGAAGAAACAAUUGAUGAAACAGAAUAUAUAUUACCAUCAUUACCAAAACUUACAGUAUAA